Ophidiomyces ophidiicola is the source of this 3435-nucleotide messenger RNA. RefSeq lists its product as uncharacterized. Bases 1 to 3435 code for a protein of 1144 amino acids. Gene Ontology annotation, biological process: lipid metabolic process. Lineage: Eukaryota; Fungi; Ascomycota; Eurotiomycetes; Onygenales; Onygenaceae. The record is from RefSeq and is a predicted model, not a curated record. The transcript has 2 exons.
AUGCCUUAUACCGGCAGAGACCUUGAUCGCUCCACCCCCAGCCAUGAGGGGCACAGCACAGCGCUUGUUCCCUGUGCCAAUAAUCUCGUCCCUAAACCUAGCAAUACACUCCUGCCGCGCCCGGUAGCCUCUCUAGUGACUCUCUUCGCUCAUUCGACCUCCCUUUCGCUGCGCGUAGGAACCUAUUUGGGCGGCUUCGCAAUCGAUAGCGUUCGGGCAACUACACUUACAAGUCUAGAGUUGAGCCGGGCCGUGGUGGAGGGAAUAUUAAUAAGAGCUGGUCGAGAUAUUGUUUCGAGGAGCAGUGAUGACUAUGGCAGGGUAGAGGCGGAGUCUUUACUGGAGCGCAGCUUGGCAACUCUGCAUUCUACAAUUACCUCUGCGUCCUUCUUCGCCUCAGCGAGCUUCCACCUUUCAUCUACCACCCUUACUUCGGUUGCCCAUUUUUCUCAGUCCCUCCUUUCCACUCUCGACGCAAUCCUCGGCUCGUCCGAGUCUUCCAGGGCAAUCGCAUCCAUUAUUACAUUGAUUCGAAGAGAGUUCCGCAAUCCUGACACUGUUGCAUAUGGCGGUAAAGUUGGUAUUGCCGAUCUACUCGUCGGCUGCAUAGGUUUCGCGAUGCUACAGCGGAUGGGUCGGCGAAACACGGAACGAGAGUUCAGGGAAAACGGCAACGAGGAGACCAUUUGGGAUGUUGUUAUUUUGGACAAUGGGUUGAGGGCGGAUGUUGUUGGCACUCAACGUACCGAAUACCCAACUGCUGUCGACAGCCUUGAUAACCCACCUCCUCGCCCGGCAUCGUUCCUAGCAACUGAAGGUGCAGGUACAGAUGGAGAUUUCCAAGCAUUAGAGAGGGAGUCGACACCGUUCAAUCCCCUUGGCCGACUUGUUCCGCAUGUAUCUCUUCCAGCGGAUCGCCAACAUGCACUCUCUGAUGAGGAGAUACGGCGGUACAUUGUGGAUCAACUUCCACGCGGCUCGCACGCUGCUAUCAGAACCGAUAGUGUUACUGCAAGGACGAUUACUGUGGACGUUUUUGAUAAUCAACAUAAUUUUAUAGAAAUCGCCCCCCCUCCAGGAACCGCCCUCAUUAAGGAAAGUUUUCAUGACUCUAAAGACGCCGACGAUAUCACCAUGGUAACCGAAUCCCAAUUACCGAAGCAUUCCGUCGUAUUUCAAACCAUCUCGAAUCAGUCUCAUACUUCUGAACUGCGUCCGGACCGAAAUAUAUCUAGAGAACCGUCAGUAGCCCGCCCCAGUGGCCCCCGCUCGAGGGUAUCUCAGAGGCCCGCUACCAAACGGUCCAAGACUGGUAGCUGGGUAAAUGACUCGACCCCCGCCCCCUCCUUCGAUCUUGAGCCCAUGGACGUCGAUAUGCCCACGGUUUCACCACGGCGUCCUUCCAUUAAACGCACGAACUCAGACUCUUCAGCUAGUGGCACAGAAACACCUCGAGCUUCGCGGCAGAAGAUUUCUAUGGCCAAGGCAACACACAAGCUUAUAUCCAACGCUGAGGCAAAAAUAGGGAAUAUGACCACUCUGAAGAAACGACCACCAGUGUCAUCAGGUCAUAGCCGCCAUGCCUCUGAGUUCAGUGCGGAUGACACCCUUAGUAUCAAAGCCCGAAUCCGAGGCAGGUCUAAGCCAGGUUCACGUGUCGCAGAUCAAAAAUCAAAACUACUACCUGCCCUAACACUAUCGUCUCGAAAAACCGAAACCAUAGAGCCAAAACAAUCCGAAGAGCACCCUUCUGUUGGCUCUUCCGACUACUUUCGAGGCCGAGAGUACUUUUCAUCUCAUGAAAAAAGCGUUGAAUCUUAUAUGGCUCGCACCGAUGCGUAUUCGUUACAUUCUCUCCCUAAAACACCCUCUUCACCUAAAGUUGCCAGGAAUCAUAUAUCUAGCACGAGCUCCCUAUCAAAGGUGAAAUCUGAUGGCGAUAUGCAACGACUAUCAAGUGAUACUAGCCGCCCGUGCAGCCCUAUGCUGUCGCGCAGAAACUCGACCAGAUCCCUCGCGCCGACUAUCUAUUCUCUUGCGGCAGCUGAUUCGAGGGCUUCACUGGUACUUGCGCCUCGGUUUAUCAGAAGCAUAUAUGAAGACCAAGAUACACUUUCAGCUCUUUCUAGAGAUGGUAAAUUUCCAGGUCUUUUCCCUUAUAAUCAUCUCGUUCACAACAUUCAACGUUUUUCGAGGUUCUCGUCUGCCUCGUAUGGGUCAAAUUUCCUGAGAGUCAUGGGUAUUGCUACUGGGCCACAGGACUGGCAAAAUGAAGAAAUGGACCAUCAUGAGCACGGCUCGUUCUCCAAUCAUACGGGACUACCCCCUUCAACUAUCUUACUCUCUUCUUUUGUGGAUCCUGCGGGUGGUUCAAAUUCUUCUGGAGAGACCCAAGAUGGGUUUCCGUUGGUGCAUUACCUAACAUUAGAUCAUGAGUCAAAAGCUGUGGUUCUUACACUUAGAGGGACCUGGGGUUUUGAAGAUAUCCUUACAGAUAUGACAUGCGACUACGAUGACUUACAUUGGAUGGGUAAAACCUGGCAGGUUCACAAAGGGAUGCUGGCAUCCGCCAAACGUUUACUCGAAGGAGGUGGCGCGCGUGUGAUGGCAACUAUAAAAGCGGCACUAGAGGAAUUCACCGAUUACGGCGUCGUGUUUUGCGGUCAUUCAUUAGGUGGCGGUGUCGCUGCGCUUCUUGCAGUGCUUACAUCAAGACCCAAUGACACCGACUUACGCGGACCGGCGUUUGUGACUACAUCUACCCACGCUGGCAGCACUGAUAGCAAUACUCAGCGUCUACAAGGACAAUUUCGACUACCGGCUGGCCGGCCCAUUCAUGUAUACGCAUAUGGUCCGCCAGCAGUUAUGAGUCCACCAUUACGCCUUGCCACCAGGCGCCUGAUUACGACCAUGGUCAAUGGACAGGAUGUUGUUCCCACUUUAUCAUUAGGCGUCUUGCAUGAUUUCCAUGCUGUUUCACUUUCAUUCAAAAGCGACGUCGCUGACGCCAAAUCUUACGUGAAAUCCCGAGUUUGGGAUAGCAUCAGCCGCAGCAUCGCCAACAAACUGUACAUCAACCAGCCUCCUCUGUUGGUACAUGCUGGUAAUGGUGUGGGUGAGGAUUCUUGGGCGUGGAACACGCUUAAAUCCCUUCGAAGUCAAUUGACUGCCCCAAAGCUCUUACCGCCGGGUGAAGUCUUUGUGGUUGAUACGAUGCGUGUCCUUCAACGAGAUGCCUUUACUCUGGAUACCCCUACCAGCGAUGGAUAUCCACGGUUGGGUCGUCCUGCCACCAGGGUACAGCUAAGAUUUAUUCGCGACGUGGAAGCCAGGUAUAGAGAGAUCAGAUUCGGCUCUGGGAUGCUGGGCGAUCAUAGCCCUGGAAGAUAUGAGGCGAGUUUGGCGGUUUUGGCGAGAGGGGUUCUAGAGGAGUGA